Molecule: messenger RNA, 330 nt
Organism: Puccinia triticina
Lineage: Eukaryota; Fungi; Basidiomycota; Pucciniomycetes; Pucciniales; Pucciniaceae
Exons: 4
Coding region: 1-330 (109 amino acids)
Cellular component (GO): cytosolic large ribosomal subunit
Molecular function (GO): RNA binding; structural constituent of ribosome
Source: RefSeq, a predicted model, not a curated record
AUGGCACCCACCAAGAAGGUCAAAAAGUCCGCCGAGAACAUCAACUCGCGACUUGCCCUCACCAUCAAGAGUGGGAAGUACUUGCUCGGCUACAAGAGCACCCUCAAGAGCAUGCGAAGCGGCAAAGCCAAAUUGGUAUUGAUCUCCGGAAACACCCCUCCUCUUCGACGAUCCGAGAUCGAAUACUACGCCAUGUUGUCCAAGACUCCAGUACACUUGUACCAGGGAUCUAACGUCGCUCUUGGUACCGCCUCCGGAAAGCUAUUUCGAGUUGGAAUCUUGACUAUCCUGGACGCUGGUGACUCAACAAUUCUGGAUGCUGCCAACUAA